This is a messenger RNA of Helianthus annuus (common sunflower), 780 nucleotides long. RefSeq lists its product as uncharacterized. NCBI's taxonomy places the organism in Eukaryota, Viridiplantae, Streptophyta, Magnoliopsida, Asterales, Asteraceae. The transcript has a single exon. The record is from RefSeq and is a predicted model, not a curated record. The coding region runs from base 1 to 780 and encodes 259 amino acids.
AUGGCUCGGUAUGGGUUUUCAGUCAGGUCGAAAAUUACAGAAGCGUUUAUUGAUGGUCAAUGGGUAUGGCCGGAAGAUUGGAGGUGUGUGUACCCGACAUUGUUCCAACUUCGGCCUCUUAUGUUAUCUGAUAUGCAAGAUAGAGUUUUAUGGAUGAAUUAUGAUGGCAAGCUUGUUCCGUUCACGUCAAAAGAAGUGUGGGAUGCAAUCCGGAUCCGUGACCAGCCGAAACCUUGGUCGAAAGUUGUGUGGUCUUCGUUCAAUAUACCGAAACAUUCGUUCAUGUGUUGGCUUAUCUUUAAAAAUAAACUUUGGACUCAAGACCGGAUUAUGAGGUGGAAUCACUCUGUUACGGGCUCUAUGAAUCUGAUGUGCUGCUUGUUAUGCUAUUCUGGGUUAGAGACACAUGAGCACUUGUUCUUCGAAUGCCCAUACUCGAAAUCAGUAUGGCAUAAAGUGCGGCAGAAAGUAGACAUGCAUUCGGUUAUAGAAUCAUGGGGGGAUAUCUCUGCUUGGCUGAUUUCUAGAGCUAAAUCGAAGUCAGUUUUUUCUGUUGCUAGUAGAUUGGUGGUGGCGGCAGCAGCUUAUGCCAUUUGGAGUGAACGAAACUCUAGAUUUUUUAGUAAUCGCUUGAGACCUCCAGAGCAAAUGGCGGCGGAGCUAAUUAUCAACACUGUCAGAACAAAGUUAAUCUUUUUCAGGUACAAGCAAACUUCAAAUGUUAAGCGAUUUUUGGAAGAGUGGAAGAUGGAUAAUGAAGACUUCUUGGAUGAAGAGUGA